AUGUCAGGCCACCAUCACCAUGACCAUGGCGGACAUUGCCAUGGAGAGGAUGGGCACGACCAUUCCAAUGAUAUCACCCCGGCCAUCCAGUCCCUCCUCUACUCGCAGAUUCAAUUUGAUUCCAUCACAACGUUGAACGAAGCAAGCCCCAAGUCCGGCGCUGCUAUCGUUCAGAAAACAUGGUCUGAACGACUGAACGAUCAACCGGAGCUCGAAAGCGACGCGGAUGAGCAACUGCUGAUGUACAUUCCGUUCACCGGUCAGGUCAAGGUGCAUUCCAUCCUCAUCUAUACCGCGCCAACUCCCUCUGCGCCCAAAACCUUGAAACUCUUCAAGAACCGAGAUGAUCUAGACUUUGCCACUGCGUCGGAUCUCUCCCCCACGCAGACAGUUGAGAUCCCCCAACCCGUCCCGGGUGCUGAUGUUUUUGAGAUCCCUCUCAACCGCGCUCAUUGGAACACGACCACGUCGAUCACCUUGUUCUUUGAGGACAACUGGAGUGACGGCGAGGAAGAUGUGACCAAAGUCGGUUACAUCGGCUUCAAAGGCCAGUUUAUGGCGUUGAAUCGAGAGCCGGUCAGUUUCUUGUAUGAAGCGGCAGCGAACCCCGGUGACCAUGUCGCUAUCCAAGGAGUGAAUGGUAUCGGCGGGAGGAUUAUGCCUGGACAGUGA
This is a messenger RNA of Aspergillus terreus NIH2624, 672 nucleotides long. RefSeq names its product PITH domain-containing protein. Bases 1 to 672 code for a protein of 223 amino acids. The transcript is spliced from 3 exons. Gene Ontology annotation, cellular component: nucleus. Lineage: Eukaryota; Fungi; Ascomycota; Eurotiomycetes; Eurotiales; Aspergillaceae. The record is from RefSeq and is a predicted model, not a curated record.